AUGGGGACUCCUGAUUCGGCCCCAACUCAAAUUGUGGGGACUGGACGCCCGGACCAGGCCGCGAAAACUGGAGAGAGUCUGGAGGGACCUGGGGAGGCCUGGAGAAAGCCGGAGAACAGGAUGCAAUGGGGAAAUCCUGGAAACUGGAGAUUCACCGAGAGCCCAAAUGGGCUGGUCGACCUUUGCCCGGCGACUGUGGAGGCCGGCGAAUUCGUGGAGUUUGAUCGGAUGAUUAGUCGAAUCACGGAAGAACUAACCAUCUCCUCGGCAUCGUCAGGCGGCUUGCCGUCUGACACGGGCAAGUGGAGUGAUGAGGAUUCCGAGCAGAUCACUUUUUCCCGCAAUCUCGUCUGCCGUCCCGAAAAGGCUUUCCGAGAAAAUAUCGGCAGGAUCACGAAGCCCCAAGCCAUGCUCGGCCACAUUCCGGCCAUUACGUUUUGGAUCGAGCCCGGCGACUCCUCGGCGAAUUGUGGGCUAAACGUCCCCCACUCGGAGUUCCAGGUCCCGCGGGGGGGAUAUCUUGGAACAGGGAAACUGGAUCCCGACGAGUUCUUGGUUUCUGUUGCUCGUGUUGACCUUGACAUUGACGUCUGCGGGAUGGAAUGCCGUGUGCAGCACAUGGCCUGA
This is a messenger RNA of Penicillium chermesinum, 627 nucleotides long. RefSeq lists its product as uncharacterized. The record is from RefSeq and is a predicted model, not a curated record. The transcript has 2 exons. The coding region runs from base 1 to 627 and encodes 208 amino acids. Lineage: Eukaryota; Fungi; Ascomycota; Eurotiomycetes; Eurotiales; Aspergillaceae.